Molecule: messenger RNA, 630 nt
Organism: Pecten maximus
Lineage: Eukaryota; Metazoa; Mollusca; Bivalvia; Pectinida; Pectinidae
Product: small histidine-alanine-rich protein-like
Exons: 1
Coding region: 1-630 (209 amino acids)
Source: RefSeq, a predicted model, not a curated record
AUGCUCCCUCACCACCAACCAAACUUUGACAGCCAGGUGCUCCCUCAACGCCAAGCUAAAUCUGACAGCCUGAUGCUCCCUCAACGCCAAGCUAAAUCUGACAGCCUGAUGCUCCUUCAACGCCAAGCUAAAUCUGACAGCCUGAUGCUCCCUCACCACCAAGCUAACUUUAACAGCCUGAUACUCCCUCACCACCAAGCUAACUCUGACAGCCUGAUGCUCCCUUACCACCAAGCUAACUCUGACAGCCUGAUGCUCCCUCACCACCAAGCUAACUCUGACAGCCUGAUGCUCCCUCACCACCAAGCUAACUCUGACAGCCUGAUGCUCCCUCACCACCAAGCUAAAUCUAACAGCCUGAUGCUCCCUCACCACCAAGAUAACUCUGACAGCCUGAUGCUCCCUUACAGCCAACGUAACUCUAACAGCCUGAUGCUCCCUUAUCACCAACGUAACUCUGACAGCCUGAUGCUCCCUCACCACCAAGCUAACUCUGACAGCCUGAUACUCCCUCACCACCAAGCUAACUCUGACAGCCUGAUGCUCCCUCACCACCAACCUAAAUCUGACAGCCUGAUACUCCCUCAGCACCAAGCUAACUCUGACAGCCUGAUGCUCCCUCACCAUUGA